Molecule: messenger RNA, 5076 nt
Organism: Penicillium canariense
Lineage: Eukaryota; Fungi; Ascomycota; Eurotiomycetes; Eurotiales; Aspergillaceae
Product: Urea carboxylase
Exons: 1
Coding region: 1-5076 (1691 amino acids)
Cellular component (GO): mitochondrion
Molecular function (GO): ATP binding; metal ion binding; methylcrotonoyl-CoA carboxylase activity
Source: RefSeq, a predicted model, not a curated record
AUGACUACAACAAGAUCGAUCAGCAGCGAGGCAACCCCGCUCACAAUCCCUCAGUGGCGAGAACUGCAAGAGAGUGCUUCUGAGCCAAGUCACCUUCUAUCAUUGCUGAAACGAGCACGGUUGGACACAUCAAAUGUAUGGAUUUCAUUGGCAACGGCAGAGCAGAUCAGUGCACAAUGGGGACACAUCAAAGCACUUCGCUCUGAGCGGAAAGAUCUUCCACUUUUUGGGGUGCCGUUUGCUGUCAAAGACAACAUCGACGUCGCUGGCUUCUACACAACUGCCGCGUGUCCAUCUUUCGGCACAGAACCCGCCACUGCCGAUUCAACCGUCGUGGCACAACUGAAAGCACACGGAGCCAUCGUCGUUGGAAAGACAAACCUCGAUCAGUUUGCUACGGGACUCGUCGGGACACGCUCCCCCUACGGAGCUGUUGCAAAUUCCAUCAAUCCAGAGCGAGUCAGCGGUGGCAGCAGCUCGGGUAGCGGGGUCGUCGUUGGACGGGGCUUAGUGCCCUUCGCGCUCGGCACUGAUACGGCAGGAUCAGGUCGGGUCCCUGCUGGUUUCAAUAAUGUCGUUGGCCUCAAGCCUACACGCGGGGCUCUGAGCACACACGGUGUGGUGCCUGCAUGCCGAUCACUCGACUGUGUUUCCAUCUUUGCCCUGACUUUGGAAGAUGCAGACCUGGUUUUACAACUAGCCGAGACAUAUGAUGCCCAAGACGCAUACUCCAGAAGUCGAGCUGACUGUGCCACCAAGAAGCUCCCUCGAUCUGGAGUGCCUUCUAAGCCAGCCUUGGCUAUUUGCUCCAAUCCACAGUGGUUUGGAUCAUCUGAGCAUGCGACAGCAUACCAAGCAGCGUUAGUCAAGGCUCAAAGACUGGGAUGGGAAUUGAUCCCCGUCGACUUUUCACCCCUCUUUUCCUUGGCCAGUCUUUUGUACGAGGGCCCAUGGGUUGCUGAGCGAUACGUUGCCAUCGAGAAGUUCAUUUCCUCGGUGCCCGCCUCAGAAUUGGACCCAGUCGUACACGGCAUUAUAAUGAGUGCCGAGAAGUUUUCCGCGGCAGAUCUCUUCCAAAACGAGUACCAACGACAGGAACUUUCUCGCGAGAUUGAAAAGACAUUUGGCCAGUUUGACGCGCUUCUCGUGCCUACUACCCCUACAUUUCCUACAAUGCAAGAGCUCAAAGACGAACCGGUCAUGGCAAACAGUCGACUGGGCACAUACACAAACUUCGUGAACUUUAUGGACUGGUCCGCUCUGGCUAUACCUGCCGGUUGGCGAGAGGAUCACCUCCCAUUUAGUAUCACCCUCAUCGGCGGAGCAUGGGAAGAGCCACGUUUGUUGGAGCUCAGCCGGCGCUGGCUCGGCGACGCCCCGCGCCUAUUGGGGGCGACUGGUGUGGAAUACCAAGAGAAAUCAUCCCAUCUCCCUGUCACCUCUCAUUCAAUGCAGCUUGCGGUCGUUGGGGCCCAUCUUUCUGGGUUUCCGUUAAACACGGACUUGAUCUCCAGAGGCGCAACUCUCGCCACUGCGACAACAACAGCUCCAUGCUAUCAACUGUUCGCAUUGCAAGAGACCGGAUCAGUAUUGAAGCCUGGUCUGAAGCGUGUUGCUAAAGGCGGAGCGGCCAUUGAGGUGGAAGUAUGGAACUUGCCAUUAGACAAAAUAGGCAGCUUCCUGGGAACCAUCACAUCGCCAUUGGGAAUCGGAUCUGUUGAAUUGCAGGAUGGCCGUUGGGUGCAAGGAUUUAUUUGCGAGCCGAUAGGCCUGGCCUAUGCGCAAGAUAUCACCAAUUUCGGUGGAUGGCGAGACUACAUACAGUCUCUCACUACCUCUACUGCAUCCUCCGAAGGCGCUGCUUUCACUCCUACACCCAGCAUCGAUGAAAAACGAAUCCGGACGGUUCUCAUUGCCAAUCGGGGAGAAAUUGCCUUACGCAUCAUUCGUACCAUGAAAGCUAUGGAAAUUUCCUCUGUGGCCAUCUACUCAAGCGCCGAUGCUCGCGCGCCGCAUGUGACUGCUGCAGAUGUUGCCAUGCGGCUUGUUGGAAACACUGUGGCGGAUACUUAUCUCAAUUGUGCCCAAAUCCUAGACAUCGCUGCCGAAACUGGAACUGACGCCAUCAUUCCUGGGUACGGCUUUCUUUCAGAGAAUGCCGACUUUGCGGCCGCCGUUGAAGCCGCAGGUCUAGUCUGGAUUGGACCAACCCCGGGCCAGAUGAGGAAAUUGGGCUUGAAACACCGUGCUCGUGAGAUUGCCAUGGCUGCGGGCAUUCCUGUUCUUCCUGGAAGUAAGGGCUUGGUAACCAGUAUCGAGGAUGCUGUUACCGAAGCCGAGACGAUUGGGUAUCCUGUGAUGGUGAAAAGCACCGCUGGAGGUGGUGGGAUCGGCCUCCAGCGGUGCAGCGACGAGGACGCACUUCGGGAGGCGUUUGAUGGUGUGCGCCGACUUGGUCAGGCAAACUUUGGCGACGACGGGGUCUUCAUUGAGCACUUUGUUGAUCGUGCACGACACAUUGAGGUGCAAGUCCUCGGCGAUGGCGCUGGCCGGGUCCUCUGUGCGGGUGAGCGUGACUGUUCGCUGCAGCGUCGAAACCAGAAGGUGGUUGAGGAAACGCCGGCGGCUUUUGUGCCCGCGGAAGUAAGAGCAGAUAUUCGUCGCGCUGCGGCGGAUUUGGUCGCCUCCUUGAAGUAUCGCAAUAUUGGUACUGUGGAGUUUAUUUUCGACAUUGACACGGAUAAAUUCUACUUUCUUGAGAUGAACACCCGUCUGCAGGUUGAGCAUCCGGUGACGGAGGCUGGGACCGGUCUCGAUCUCGUUGAAUGUAUGAUGCGCAUUGCUAUGGAUGAUUGCGCUGCCAUGUUCCCUCGGCAAACAAACGAAAUCCCUGUGAUCGGUGCAGCGAUUGAAGUUCGUGUAUAUGCGGAAAGCCCUCUCCAAGGAUUCCGACCUUCUCCUGGGAAGCUCUUGCGUGUUGAGUUCCCCUCUGACGUCCGCAUUGACACUUGGGUCGCCUCGGGUCAACAGCUCUCUUCGUCUUUUGAUCCAAUGGUUGCCAAGAUCAUAGCGUUUGGCGAGGACCGUCCCGCGGCUAUUCUAAAGCUGUCUAAAGCGUUAGCUAGCACGGUUAUCACCGGCGUUGAGACCAAUCUUGGGUACUUACAGCAAAUUGUUGCGUGGGACGCAUUCCGUUCUGGGUCUUUCACGACAAAAUCGCUAGAUACCUUGCCGUACCAAGCUCAAGUCUUUGAGGUCAUUGACAGUGGGUCAGACACUCACGUACAGGAUAUCCCUGGCCGUCAAGGGUUGUGGCAUAUUGGGGUGCCACCUUCUGGUCCCAUGGAUUCGUACUCCUUCCGUCUUGCCAACAAACUUGUCGGUAACGAUGACCAUACUGCAGGGCUUGAAUGCUCGAUCCAAGGGCCUACGCUGCUGUUCCAUUGCCAGAUUACCGUUGCGGUGGUCGGUGCCAAUGCCGCUGUGUUUGUUGAUGGGGAGGAAAGGCAAUCGGGGGUGGCUAUUGGCCUUCACCCUGGACAGAAGCUUUCGAUCGGCACAGCCAGCAACGGUUCACGAAUGUAUCUUGCUGUUCAAGGCGGGAUCCAGGUACCUGAAGUCCUGGGGAGCCGGUCAACAUUCGCAACUGGCCAUUUUGGGGGACACAAUGGACGCAGUCUACGCAUUGGAGACCUGCUCCCAUUGCCAUCUGCCUCGAAAGAAGAACUGCAGAUGCUCAGGGCGCCUGCUCUGCCGCUGCCAUCACUUGAGAACCGAGAAUGGGCAGUUGGUGUAGUUCCUGGGCCACAUGGGAGCCCGACUCAUUUCACACUAGACGGCCUUCGCGAGCUGUUUGAUGGUGAAUGGACCGUUCACUACAAUAGUAACCGGAUCGGAGUUCGUCUGACCGGCCCCCGUCCAGAGUGGGCACGCAAGACCGGUGGUGCUGCUGGCCUGCAUCCUUCCAAUAUUCAUGAUAGUCCUUAUGCCAUCGGCAACAUCAGUUUCACCGGCGAUGAGGCAGUUGUAUUGACAGCCGAUGGGCCAAGCUUGGGGGGAUUCGUCGCUUUUGCCACCGUCGCAGAGGCCGAGAUGUGGAAGUUUGGGCAGAUGCGACCGGGCGAUCGGCUUCGAUUGCACCCAAUUUCCGUGGAGGAUGCACGCCAGUUUGCGAAUAAUCUCAAUCACUCGAUCAGUCACUUGACACCACUGGCCACACAAAGCAUGGGAAGCGGCAAAGCCUACACCGUGUCGAACCCGGUCAUGAAGGAGAUUCAUGAAUGUGGCCGCUUCAUUCAAUGCCGCCAAGCCGGUGAUCGCGCAUUGCUGCUCGACUUCGGAGAGGAAGACAAUUUCAGCCUGAGAACGACAUUUCAUAUCAUGCGCUUUAUGGAAAGACAUCGGAUUAAUCCAAUUCUUGGAGUUGAAGAGCUAACACCCGGAGUCCGGAGCGUCCAUGUUCUUAUGAAGGACAACAUCUCUCUGUCUCAGGUUUUGGACGCACUCAUCACACAUGAAGAAUCCCUCGGGACCGAGCUGCCUUCAAAAUUACCCUCUCGAAUUGUCAACAUGCCUCUGGUCUUCAAUGAUGAAAUGAGUAGCAAAGCCAUCGCCCGCUAUGCUUCGACUAUUCGCUCUUCCGCGCCAUACCUGCCCAGCAACAUUGAGUUUCUGCAGAAAUUGAACGGUCUUGAUAGUCCUGAUCGAAUUGAGCAGAAUUUGUAUGAAGGAAGGUUCCUGGUGUUGGGGCUUGGUGAUGUUUACCAAGGAUCCCCUUGUGCCGUGCCUUUGGAUCCACGCCAUCGACUGUUUGGGACGAAGUAUAAUCCUUCGCGCUCGUUCACUCCUCGCGGUGCAGUUGGCAUUGCCGGUCAGUAUAUGUGCAUCUAUGCAACCGACUCCCCUGGUGGAUAUCAGCUUGUUGGCCGUACCGUACCCAUCUGGGAUGAGUUUCACAAGUCCGAACUGGGUGAGAACCCCCGUGGAUGUUCUCGCUUCUGGAUCAGAUUCGCUUCUACCCGAUCUCCGAAGCAGAGCUUGCCGAAGCAGGGGAGAAAGGGACUUAUAAAGAUCUGA